Onthophagus taurus is the source of this 1358-nucleotide messenger RNA. NCBI's taxonomy places the organism in Eukaryota, Metazoa, Arthropoda, Insecta, Coleoptera, Scarabaeidae. The record is from RefSeq and is a predicted model, not a curated record.
GUUAUCUAGAACAAGGCCUUCUGGUUACGGAUCUUCAAAAACUCCGUUCACACUAUUUCCAAUCAAAGAAGUGGAGGACUGAUGUACUUUCCCUAUUACCCACGGACAUCUUUUACGUGUGGUUUCCACCAUACGAAUGUGACAUUAAAGUGCCGUGUCCGGUAAUAAUCCGUUUGAAUCGACUGUUUCGUCUCCCCCGUUUAUGGGAAUGGUUCGAAAAAACCGAAACGGACACGAAUUAUCCGAAUGUGUUUAGGAUUUGUAAAGUUGUGCUUGCUAUUUUGGUAUUAAUCCAUUGGAACGCGUGUUUAUAUUUCGCGAUUAGUUUCGCUAUCGGUUUCGGUUCGGACAACUGGGUCUACAAUUUAAAUGGCACCGUAAACGCAACCCUUAUGAGGCAGUAUAUUUACAGCUUUUACUGGUCUACGUUAACGUUAACGACAAUCGGAGAAACACCCGUUCCGGAAAACGACGCUGAAUAUUUAUUCGUUGUUGCUGAUUUUUUAGCUGGUGUUUUAAUCUUUGCGACAAUUGUCGGUAAUAUAGGAUCUAUGAUUUCAAAUAUGAAUAUUGCUAGAGUUGAUUUUCAAAAUCGGAUGGAUGGUGUUAAACAAUAUAUGGCUUUCAGAAAAGUCGGAAGGGAGUUGGAAGGGCGUGUAAUAAGGUGGUUUGCUUACACGUGGGCGGAAAGUGGAGCCCUCGAUGAGGAACGAGUGCUCGGCGCUCUACCGGACAAAUUGAAGGCGGAGAUAGCCAUUAAAGUCCAUUUAGAAACGUUACAGAAAGUAAGGAUUUUCAAGGAUUGCGAGCCUGGAUUGCUGGAGGCUCUCGUGUUGAAGUUACGCUUGCAGGUGUUCUCCCCGGGCGACUAUAUUUGCCGCAAGGGCGACGUCGGCAAGGAAAUGUACAUAGUGAAACGUGGUCGCCUCCAGGUUGUCGCCGACGAUGGAAAAACUGUCCUCGCUACCCUUGGCGCCGGAUCUGUCUUUGGAGAAGUCAGCGUACUCGACAUUGCCGGAAAUCGAACUGGAAACCGAAGAACUGCCAAUGUUCGCUCUUUGGGAUAUUCAGAUUUAUUCUGUUUAGCUAAAGAGGAUUUACUCUUAGCUUUAGCGGAUUAUCCAGAGGCUAAGAACACAUUGAUCGAACGAGGUUGUCAGCUACUAAGGAAGGACGGUCUUUUAGACGAAGACGCCCUACAAAGAGCUCGUGAAACACAAGAAACGGUUACCGAUAGCAUUCGUAGGCUGGAGGCUUCGGUGGAAAACUUACAGAUGAGAUUGGCUCGGUUGAUGGGUGAAUUUUCAGCCAGUCAAGCGAAAAUCAAGCAGAGACUAACCCGAGUGGAACACAGGUAA